CUUUUUUUUUCUCCUUUCUCUUCAACAAUGGAGACUGGUAUCACCUGCUAUGCUCAUGGGAUUGUUCUUCCUACGGUCUCCUCUAAGCAUUCCACUGCAUUAGUGUCCCCUCCAUCAAUUUCUCCCUCCUUCACCUCAAGGAGCCUUAAAUCGAGCUCGAUAUUCGGCGAAUCGCUGAGGGUUGUGCCAAGAUCAUCAUUGAAGGUUACAAAGGCAAAGAACACUUCCCUUGUGACAAAAUGUGAAAUUGGAGACAGUCUGGAAGAGUUUCUUACGAAAUCGACAUCAGAUAAAGGAUUGAUUAGUUUGAUGAUGUGCAUGGGAGAAGCAUUGAGAACAAUUGCUUUCAAAGUGAGGACAGCUUCAUGUGGAGGCACUGCUUGUGUCAAUUCCUUUGGAGAUGAGCAGCUUGCUGUUGAUAUGCUCGCCAACAAGCUUCUUUUCGAGGCCUUGACGUACUCGCACUUCUGCAAAUACGCGUGCUCCGAAGAAGUCCCCGAGCUUCAAGACAUGGGAGGCCCUGCUGAAGGAGGAUUCAGUGUCGCUUUCGAUCCGCUCGAUGGUUCUAGCAUCGUCGAUACAAAUUUCACCGUAGGCACCAUCUUUGGGGUCUGGCCGGGUGACAAGUUAACCGGUGUAACGGGACGAGACCAAGUCGCCGCUGCGAUGGGAAUUUUUGGUCCUCGAACCACAUACGUUCUCGCACUUAAGGACGUCCCUGGCACCCAUGAAUUCCUCCUCCUUGAUGAAGGAAAAUGGCAGCAUGUGAAGGACACCUACGAGAUUGGUGAAGGGAAAAUGUUCUCCCCUGGAAACUUGAGAGCGACAUUUGACAACCCUGAAUAUGAUAAGUUGAUCAACUAUUAUGUGAGGGAGAAAUACACACUGAGGUACACCGGUGGAAUGGUGCCUGAUGUCAACCAGAUCAUUGUAAAAGAGAAGGGUAUAUUUACAAAUGUGACCUCACCAUCUGCCAAGGCCAAGCUGAGAUUGUUGUUUGAGGUAGCUCCAUUGGGGUUCUUGAUUGAGAAAGCCGGUGGUUACAGCAGUGACGGUCAACAAUCAGUGCUCGACAAAGUGAUCACGAACCUUGACGAUCGAACUCAAGUUGCGUACGGUUCGAAGAACGAAAUUAUCCGGUUCGAAGAAACCCUAUACGGAUCGUCGAGGCUCAGUGGUGCAGGGGUCCCUGUUGGAGCUACUGCUUAAACAAUAAUGUUUCACUUGUUACCUUUUGCUGACAUCUUAUUUUCCUUGUUCCUUAAUUAUCUCAAAAUUUCUCAAGUAAUUCCCAUAUAGAAGUUCUGGAAAUAGUGGAUGAAAUGAUAUGAAAUGCUUGAAUUACGAUGAAAUUUCGACUUUCGAAUU
Hibiscus syriacus is the source of this 1368-nucleotide messenger RNA. RefSeq names its product sedoheptulose-1,7-bisphosphatase, chloroplastic. NCBI's taxonomy places the organism in Eukaryota, Viridiplantae, Streptophyta, Magnoliopsida, Malvales, Malvaceae. The coding region runs from base 28 to 1209 and encodes 393 amino acids. Gene Ontology annotation, biological process: fructose 1,6-bisphosphate metabolic process; sucrose biosynthetic process; fructose metabolic process. The transcript is spliced from 10 exons. The record is from RefSeq and is a predicted model, not a curated record. Gene Ontology annotation, cellular component: cytoplasm. Gene Ontology annotation, molecular function: fructose 1,6-bisphosphate 1-phosphatase activity.